Molecule: messenger RNA, 2124 nt
Organism: Psilocybe cubensis
Lineage: Eukaryota; Fungi; Basidiomycota; Agaricomycetes; Agaricales; Agrocybaceae
Exons: 4
Coding region: 1-2124 (707 amino acids)
Source: RefSeq, a predicted model, not a curated record
AUGUCAUUAGACCAAGAGAGACGACCGGUGCGUCUGGACAGCGACGCGACGAAGAUUGAAGAUCAAGAAGAGUUCGCCUCGGUCAAUGAACACGGGUACCCUGAGGAGAAGUACCGUGGGAUCAGCUUCACUCAAAGUCGACCGUCUAUACAAGAUCACCCAUAUAACCCAGCACCCCGACGCCAAUCAAGGAUUCCAAAUUUGAAAGGAUCAUCACCCAUUCCAGGAGCGCAAUCUGAGUAUCAAGAACAAUUUGGCAAUGUUCCUUGGCGCUGCAGCGACCCACAUCGAUAUAAUAUUCCGAAAAAGGACGAUUCAUGGAAGAAGUGCCAUAGUAUCGUCGAAAAGUACGACAAUGAGAUGUGUGAUGCAUGGAAGGACGAAGUUGACAAGUUGCUUAUCUUUGCUGGUUUGUUCUCGGCAACCAUAACAGCCUUCACCAUUGAGUCGUACAAAUGGUUGUCAGAGGAUAACGACGAUGUGUCCCUUCGCUUACUAGCUUUCAUGGCUCAACAAGCCUCAAAUGCGACUGUAUCCGUCCCAUCUGACCUCCUUCCAUCCCCAUUUUCAGUAACUUCUUCCGAUGUACGCAUCAAUGCGGUUUGGUUUCUCAGUCUCACACUCGCGCUCACCACUGUGCUGAUCGGUAUACUUUGUUUACAAUGGCUGCGCGAAUAUCAGCGAGAUGCCUCACUUCCGCACAAAGAUGCUGUCGCCCUUCGACAAAUGCGAUACGAGGGAUUGCUAUACUGGAGGGUCCCAGACAUCCUCACCGCUCUUCCCAUUCUUCUUCAAACUUCCCUCAUCCUCUUUUUUGUUGGUCUUCUUGACUUGUUGUGGGCGCGGAACAUAGCAGUAGCGGCUUGCGUCACUGGUGCAGUUGGCGUCGUCAUGCUCUUCGUCGGAAUUACUACCGCCCUUCCUGCGAUGCAGCACGCCUUCUCUAAAGAUAAACACCUACGCGUUCCUCAGUGUCCAUACAAAUCCCCACAAUCCUGGUUAUUCUACCUUACGGGUCACACCCUUUUUUGGAUAUUCAGUUCAUUCAAUUUGCCAUGGGCAGAGCUCGACGCACCUCGUUUUCAUCGUCUUCUCAAGUCGGCAGGGGACCUCAACUGGAUGUCGUUUGAUAUGCGCUGGAGACAGUUCCGUGAUGCGCAAGAGGUUGUCAGAGGGACUGCACGCGUUUUAAAAGACUCAGCAGAUCUUAUACAUGGAUUGCAGUGGAUAAACUCUACGUUCUCACAAAAUGUGGACGCCGUCUAUCCUAUUUACCACAGUCUCGCUGACAUGGACGUCAUCACUGCUGCAACUACAAUAUCGGGCUUCUACCUAGAUGGCCUACUCGACAAUGCCACGAUGCGAGUGAUGUUGGAUGACCGAUUCUCUCCGACAGUCCCUCAGAAGCGCGAUAUUGUUUCUGCAUAUUACCUCCAUGUCCACCAGGACACACAUCCCAUCCUUAAAACUGCAUAUGUUGAAUCUGUUAUUAGGAUCCUGAACUCACAAGAUGUACCCCAGCCAUUUUACGACUGGCUCUCUGAGAUUUUGCAAGACCUCGCAUCGACAUCACCAUCUUCAGCUAGUCCAUCAUCAUUGGCGCUACUCGAACCUGAAAUAACGGUCCAAAUUCUUCUUUGCGUUAAAUCGCUUCUACCUCGUAAAUACGGAUUGCAGAUUCACGACAUCGUUGUGGCGUGGGCCCUGCUGCAUCGCCUUAUAUCACCGGCACUAUCGGCAGCCUCGCAAGAUGACCGCGGUGGUGUCGCUGCGAUGGUAGUGAACCUCGACCACCUGAAACUAGCCUGUAGCAUGUUUGAAGAGUUCGAGCAGUGGAUGACGCGCGGUAAGGAGAUUGGUCGGCUCGACAGAGUCAAGCUAUGCGCAGAGGGCAUGUUGACGUUGUUCCCGCCUUCAGUCAACCUCCAAUGGCUGGAGGGCGUGUGUCCCGACAUGAUGAAAGCCCGCUCACUUGUGCACUCCUUGGAGGAUCAGGUGGAAACUCUAGGUGGACCAUCAGCAGUGCUACUUCGUGAACAAUGGUGGUUGGACUACUGGGAGGUCUAUUCCGAAAAGGACUGGCGGUGGUUAUUGAAUAACUUCAACAAAAUUUCGCAGGAGUAA